Molecule: messenger RNA, 2502 nt
Organism: Pelmatolapia mariae (spotted tilapia)
Lineage: Eukaryota; Metazoa; Chordata; Actinopteri; Cichliformes; Cichlidae
Gene: fzr1b
Product: fizzy/cell division cycle 20 related 1b
Exons: 14
Coding region: 336-1799 (487 amino acids)
Biological process (GO): positive regulation of ubiquitin protein ligase activity; anaphase-promoting complex-dependent catabolic process; positive regulation of anaphase-promoting complex-dependent catabolic process
Cellular component (GO): anaphase-promoting complex
Molecular function (GO): protein binding; ubiquitin ligase activator activity; anaphase-promoting complex binding
Source: RefSeq, a predicted model, not a curated record
UUCUUCUACAGCUGUCGCCAUCUUGCUCCAGAACAUAAACAACACCACCGAGUUCCGUUAGCGUUUGGGUGUACCGCUAUUUUUCUUUUUUCUUUUUUUUUGUUUUUACUUUUUUGAUUUUAGAAGAAAACAACAAGUCUUCCGGCCUCAGCGCCGAUCCUUUCAAACGGAGAUGAUGUUUGAUGUGGUCACCUGAGCCGCCGUGUCAGUCGGUAUGACAGUCGUCAGCUGAUACAUGGGGAUACACUGCGGAUUUCCUUACCGGGAGGGAGCGGAGGUUUAAAGGGGGCGGGGAGAGCAGCAGAGGGGGCUUGCUGCUCGUCAUCCCCGAAGAAAUGGACCAAGAGUACGAGAGACGGCUGCUGAGGCAAAUCAACCACCAGAACCUGCCCGCAGAGGCCCGCCUGACCAAGUGUUUGAGUGCUACCUGCAGUCCUGUCAGUGUGAAGUCAGGGGACCGCUUCAUCCCUACUCGAGCUGGAAGCAACUGGAGCAUCAACUUCCACUAUGCCAAUGAGAACUGUCGCUCUCCCAGUCAGAACCAUAAAGCAAAGGACGCCACUUCAGACUCAAGCAAAGAUGCUGUGGCCUAUGCUGCCCUGUUGAGGAAUGAGUUGCUGGGGGCCGGGAUCGAGACGGUGCCAGACCCUCACACGGAAGACCGGCGGCACGCAGUCCUCUCGCAGGACUCUCACAGUCUUUUUAGGUACACUGUCCACACUAAGAGAGUGCCUUUUGAUAGUGACAAUGAAGUCUCACCAUACUCCCUUUCUCCACUUAGUAACAAAAGUCACAAGCUGCUCCGCUCUCCCCGCAAACCAGCCCGAAAGAUCUCCAAGAUCCCCUUCAAAGUGCUCGAUGCUCCGGAGCUGCAGGAUGACUUCUACCUCAACCUGGUGGACUGGUCAGCAGGCAACCUGCUGAGUGUCGGCCUGGGAGCCUGCGUCUACCUGUGGAGUGCCUGCACUAGCCAGGUGACGAGGCUGUGUGACCUUUCAGUGGACGGAGACUCUGUUACGUCAGUGUGCUGGAACGAGAGGGGGAGCCUGGUCGCCGUCGGGACGCACAAAGGUUACGUUCAGGUGUGGGAUGCAGCAGGAGGGAGGAAGCUGACCAGUUUGGAAGGCCACUCAGCCAGAGUAGGUGCCCUGGCGUGGAAUGGGGAGCAGCUGUCUUCAGGCAGUCGAGACCGAGUGAUCCUACAGCGGGACGUCAGAACGCCGCCUUCUGCUGAGAGAAGGCUGCAAGGUCACAGACAGGAAGUGUGCGGUCUCAAAUGGUCUCCCGAUCACCAGCACCUUGCAUCUGGAGGCAACGACAACAAGUUACUGGUGUGGAACAGCUCCAGCCUUCUCCCUGUGCAGCAGUACAGUGACCACCUGGCAGCAGUGAAGGCCAUCGCCUGGUCUCCGCACCAACACGGGCUGCUGGCGUCAGGCGGAGGCACGGCCGACCGCUGCCUGCGUUUCUGGAACACGCUGACGGGUCAGGCUCUGCAGAGCACAGACACCGGCUCCCAGGUCUGCAACCUGGCCUGGUCCAAACACGCUAACGAACUGGUGAGCACACACGGCUACUCUCAGAACCAGAUUCUGGUGUGGAAGUAUCCAUCGCUGACACAGGUGGCCAAGUUGACGGGACACUCCUACAGAGUCCUGUAUCUGGCUGUGUCACCAGACGGUGAGGCCAUCGUUACAGGAGCGGGUGACGAGACACUACGAUUCUGGAACGUCUUCAGUAAGACGCGCUGUACCAAGGAAUCAAAGUCAGUACUUAACCUCUUCACGAGAAUACGAUAGUAAACGGCCCGGGGGUCGGGACGGUCCUCUGGAGGAGCCUGCCGGGCUGUGGCUGUAAUACACAGAGUCAAACAGCGACACUCAGACUAGCCUCGCUGCACAAACUCUCAUCCUUUUCUACAAAAGGAUGGAGGCAAAACUUCGACGGACAACUGCCAUCCCUCACAGUGAUGUCACCGAUUCCAGAAAAAAAAUAACACACACACAGAAACAGCAGUCUUUUGUCACAAUUUGUUGUCUGCUUAUCAAGUUGAUCUCGUUCUUUUUUUUUUUGUUGUUUGUUUUUUCCCGUUGUGAAAAGUGAUCAAGUCGUUUUCUUAUCUAUCAGCAGAAGUACACCUGUGCAAGAGUUCUAAGCUAAGUAAUGUAAUGUAAGAUGUUUUUUAAGAGGCACUCCUUUGUAACAGAGAGAAGAUGAAGCCUGACCUGGGUGGCUUUCUUUCAUUAGAUAAUGUGUGAAUAUGAUCUACAGCAGUGUGCAACAGAAGAGGGAACCACAAAUAAGUGAACAAACACGACCGGUCGCUCAGGUGGCUGCAGCAGAGUUUCAUGUGUUUAUUGUUGUUUUGUCAGUGUUCAUAGACAUGAAGCACAGGUUUGGAACCUUGCGCAUUCCUGCCUAUAGAUACGAAAAUGCCACCCUGACUCUUAUUUCAUUUUAUCCUGCUUUGGAUAUUUUAUUAAAAAAUAUGUCGCACAGAGA